AUGUACGCCGCUCAGAAUAUAACGCCAACAGUUUUGGAUGCCAUGAACGGAAAUGUUUCCGAAUGGUAUAACGAAUGCGACAAUGCCAUUAGAAGGUCAGAAAUAGUUCCUGGAACUUACGAAUAUACAACUGCUGUUUCUUAUGGAAACGUAGGUGAGUUUGGAGAAGUUCUUCAACAACAGUAG
This is a messenger RNA of Trichomonas vaginalis G3, 186 nucleotides long. RefSeq lists its product as uncharacterized. The transcript has a single exon. Lineage: Eukaryota; Parabasalia; Trichomonadida; Trichomonadidae. The coding region runs from base 1 to 186 and encodes 61 amino acids. The record is from RefSeq and is a predicted model, not a curated record.